AGCCCUUUUGGCCGAACCGCUUCUGCCACCGCCGCACUGUGGCGGUCUGCCCCGCUCCAGCGCCGCGCCGUCGGCAGCCCCCUCCCCAGAUGGGCCGCGCGAGCCGGACGGGGGCCCCCAGGCCUGCCCCUGCGGGCGGCCGCAGCCUGCCGCCUGCUGCGCAGGCGCCCAGCACGAUGGCCCCCACUCUGCUGCAGCGCAGGUGCGCGCCAGGCGGGCGCGGAGAGGCGAGCGGGUUCCGGCCCGACAAGGCGCUGGCCGCGCGCCCGCCGCGAGGCUGCACAGAUGCCGCGGCUGCGGGCGGCAAGGGCGCCAUUUCCCUGCUCCAGGAGUUCGUCCAGUGCACGCAGGCCUGCAGUGCCCCGCAGGAUCGCCCAGUGCUGCAGUGGAGCUUCGAUCGGCGCGCCACCGCCGGGGCAUCCGAGUUCUGCGCGACGGCGGCCCUCGUGCUCGACGGGGUCCCACACCACGUGGUGGGCGCGUGGCAUGCGUCGAAGAAGGCCGCGCAGCGCGACGCGGCGGACCGCGCACUCGGCUACUUUGUGCGCUCCUGGGGCGAGGCGCUGCUGUGGCCAGCGCCCGACGCGGGCGGGCCCCCUGUCGCGCUGGCGACGCGGGCCAGCGGCGGCCUCACGGCUGCCGGCGGAGAGCGACGGGUGUUGGAGAGCAGUUCUGCUCCUCCGAGCGCGCGUGCGGCGGCAAGCCGCCCGGCUGGAGCUGCAGGUGGGACGGCGGCCAGUGCAUCGCCACCGCUGAGCUGGAGAUCCUCGGCGUGAGGCACAGUUUGGCUGGCGUGCCUCGCGGCAACGAGCAGGAGGCUAUCGCAGCGGCGUCCCUCCGCAUCCUGUGGUAUCUCCAGUGCCCUGGCUACGAGAACGCCCUCGAGCUGGACCCCGCGGCGCCGGCGGCGACCGCGCGGGACAUCCCCGCCGCGCCCGCCGAAUGGCUCGAGGGCAGGUAGCUGGCAGCUCGAUGGCUCUCGGGCCGUGGCGCGAGGCACCCCCGCCGCGCCCUCCAGGCGGCAUCCUUCGAGAAACACAUAGGUGCCGCCAGGGGGCUCCAGCGCUGAUCCGAGAAAUUCGCGCGGAUCUCCGAAUGUUUGUGUUUGUGCCAUUCUUUGUCCGGCGACUCCGGCGUCGCACCUGGCGCGCUCCGCACUCCAGGGAAGGGGGUCCAGCACCGAUCCACGAAAUCAGCGCGGGCCUCCGAACUUCUGUGUUCAUGCCGUUGCUUAUUUUCCGAUUCCCGGGACAGGCAGCGCUGGUGGCUCCCGCCCGCGGGGGCCGCCGCGGCCGACCGACGCGCAGGCCAGCUCAUGAUCGCGCGGGGGCCGCGUCGACCACUGUGGCGUGCGGUGUGAGGCCCGUCGUCUUCUGAGGCGCGGAGUGUCACGUUUUCUGCGUCCGCAGGGGCUCGUCGCCAGAGCUUUCACCGGUCACCGUGUUCUGCAUGCAGAGGUAUACUUUGAUGUCGAUCUGCCACAUGGUUUCCCGUGUGGCUCCUGUGUGCACGAGCAUGGUGCUCGGCGAGUGUGCUUCCCCUUUGCCCUCCUCUGCUCCCCAGGUUUCUUGCGUUUUCUUUCUCUUUAUAUCUCACGCACCCAUCUUCGGCGCCGCGCUUGUACGAGACAUGUAAAGUGGACUCUCGACAUCCAUUGCCGUUGUGGUAUCCGCUCACGCUUCUCAUCUUUCGAAGUUGUGCUGAUAAGCAGCAGCACGUUGUUUAUGCCGGGCGUUGUGAGAACGACACGGACGCGUGAAAGGAGCAACGGGCUUAGAUGAUAAAUAGCAGUCAACUCCUGCGUCUCGUUGUCGAAAACGACAUGAGGACGGUGCACUGAAAACAUGCGCCAAUUUUGAGGCUGCAUUGUAGCUUUUCUGUGCGGCACAAGCCCGCAGCGUGUCGUCCGUUACACUUAGCUUUCACACGUGGGGGUCUUUCCUUGCGCCGCUCGCUUCCGCCAGCCCCCUCCGCUCACUACCUAUCCAACUAUCCCUCCGCCCUGUGACCCUGCGCGGUCUCGCUUUGGCUGCUGCUGCUGGC
Messenger RNA from Prorocentrum cordatum, 2043 nucleotides. Lineage: Eukaryota; Dinophyceae; Prorocentrales; Prorocentraceae. The record is from the annotation of a GenBank genome assembly.